ACCACACCGGCUGACCUCGUCGCUGACCUCGUCGCUGACCUCGUCGCUGACCUCGCCGGGGCCUAGCGGCGGGCUACAGCGCCUUCCAGCAGGGUAGCCACUGCCAGAGGCGCUAAUCUCGCUGACUGGGAACCCUACACUACAGCAGCUAUAGGCCCCCAGCCCCAGCUCUCCGUCACGCGACGCCUCUCCUCCUCGCUCCUCCUCCUUCACAUCGCCGAGCAUCCACAGCCAUGGUUUCGAAAGCCAAACAAAGGAGGGCCGCGGCCGCGAUAACGACGGUGCCGCAGCCGCCCGUAGAAGACGUUAUUACGGUCGUUAGUCCGGCCGAUGAUCUCGCCCGGGCUAGAGCGCUGGAAAGGCCGGUUCGGCCCCGGCGCCCAUCAGAUUAACGACCUCGCGGCGAUGGGCCUGACAAACCUGCUAUUCUACUUGCGCGAAGUGAUCUUGCAAGACUCGGCGCUCCUUAUGCCGCAGUUCCCCGACAACCCGGUGUGGAACCACCCGGUUUUUCAGCACGAGGCGUACCGGCCAUACGCACAACAGGUCUUGGCCUUUGCACAGGGGGAAGAGCGGCCGAGCCAGCUGGCCAUGAUAGCCCAGGCGCUGCCGACACUUCUCACCACGGGACUUACCUUCGAAGUCAAAGCAGCCGGUUCGCAGGUGGUCGCCGCCGCGGCCGCCGCAGUCUUACCGCCGCGACCGGAAGGAAAAGAAAGGGGGGAGAGCCGGUAUACGGCUACCCAGUCAAGUAGCGAAAGCAACCGCGCAACGAGCCUCGGCCCGGCGAGAACGGACGACGCGCCGGAGCCACAGCCGCCACAAUACCGCAUGUACAGGGCCGUCAAGACGGUAGAGGGACUUUGGCACGAAUGGACCGUCGGCCUUCGGGGAAUGCCGGCCAUAGCGGCCCUCGACAGGAAAUGGGGAAGCCGGUGGCGUGCAGGGCGGCGGAGCGAGCUGCAGUGGUAUCAUCUGCGGCUGGAGGUCAUCAAGGAGAUCCAGCGCGUCGCACAAGCGCAGCGGAUCGGCGAGCAGGCGGCGAUAUAUAUCGUCAACAUGCAACAGCAGCGGACGGGCUGCUCCCUUGACCAGUUUUGCAAGCGUCUACGGGCGAACAGAAAGGAAGGCGAGGCCGGUCGGCCGGCCGUGCAACGGUGCAAGCGUAGUGCAGGAGCAUCGUAUUGUGUACUAGUAGUAAUGCAACAGUAUUCCCCAUUCUGA
Parathielavia appendiculata is the source of this 1224-nucleotide messenger RNA. RefSeq lists its product as uncharacterized. The coding region runs from base 331 to 1224 and encodes 297 amino acids. Gene Ontology annotation, biological process: positive regulation of ribosomal protein gene transcription by RNA polymerase II. Gene Ontology annotation, molecular function: RNA polymerase II cis-regulatory region sequence-specific DNA binding; DNA-binding transcription factor activity, RNA polymerase II-specific. The transcript has 2 exons. The record is from RefSeq and is a predicted model, not a curated record. Lineage: Eukaryota; Fungi; Ascomycota; Sordariomycetes; Sordariales; Chaetomiaceae.